UGCAAAUUCCUAGAACAAGCAAAGACAGACGUGCAGAAUUCUUUGAGCAUUUGAGAUAUAUCGUUUUUGAGGACUUUGAAUUCUGCACUUAGCAAUGGCGACUCCCAGAGAGCAUAUUGAAGAGAUAAGAAGAAAAAAGUUUUCCAUAGGUGGAGAAGAAAACGCCCUUUCCGAAGACCUUCAUCAUGCUGUUAGACAUCUUUCAGCAGAACUCUACACCAAGGAUGUCCAUUUUCUCAUGGAGCUCAUACAGAAUGCAGAAGACAAUCAGUACGAACCUGAUGUUGAACCAUCAUUGGAGUUUGUGGUUACGAGCAGAGAUGUGACCGGUGUGGGUGCUCCUGCUACUCUGUUGGUGUUUAACAAUGAGAAGGGCUUCACUCCCCGAAACAUUGAAUCCCUCUGCAGUGUUGGACGAUCCACCAAAAAGGGUAAAAGACAGGGAGGUUACAUUGGAGAGAAAGGAAUUGGAUUCAAGAGUGUUUUCUUGAUUACAAAUCAGCCUUAUAUUUUCAGCAACGGAUAUAAAAUUCGAUUCAAUGAAACCCCUCCAUCUGGGAUCAAAAUUGGGUAUAUAGUCCCAGAGUGGAUUGACAAGCCAAGUGUUGAAGAUCUAAAAAAGGUAUAUGGUAGCCAGUGCAAAGUGGAGCUUCCCAAUACUGUUAUAAUUCUCCCUUUACGUGCUGAGAAGGUGGAAGGGGUGAAGGACCAGCUUGCUCACAUUCAUCCAGAAGUCAUUUUGUUUAUGUCCAAAAUCAAAAGACUCUCUGUUCGUGAAGAUGUCCGUAAUCAAAAUCCCCGAGUGAAUGCAGUCUCUGUGUCCCAGGAAAUAGCAUUUCAGAAUGUGAAUGAGGGAAGUGAAUCAUUUAGUCUCCGUCUAUCGGCAGAAGAAAAUGGAAAAUCGAAUGGAGAAUGCAGUUAUUACAUGUGGAGGCAACGAUUUCCAGUGAAAUCGAACAACCGGAUAGAGGAGAGAAGAGACAUUGCCAAUUGGGGGAUAACACUUGCUUUUCCCCGCGAAGAUCGAGUUACAACAGGCAACAGGGUAGCUGCUGGUAUUUAUGCCUUUCUUCCCACAGAAAUAGUCACUGGAUUGCCCUUCAUAAUUCAAGCAGAUUUUUUGUUGGCGUCUUCGAGGGAAAGUAUUCUGUGGGACAACAAGUGGAAUCAGGGGAUACUUGACUGUAUUUCCUCUGCAUUUUGUGAAGCUUUUCUCUCUUUUGUGAGGAGUGCAACAGGAGCUGCGAGAACAGAUUGCUUCAGGUACCUUCCCAUUAAUAUUCCCUCUCAUUUGCAAUUAAGACGAAUUAGGGAAGAAAUCCAAGCUAAGCUCAGGACAGAAGAAGUCAUCUUAUGUGAACCUGAAAAUGCCUAUUGCAUGCCCAAUCAAGCUCGCAAAAUACUACCAGGGUUUAGAAAAAUAUUAGAAAAAGCAACCGAAAAAGGCCUGGAAAAGCCCAGUGCCCUGUGGUCUACUGGAGUAUUCAUAAUACACUCCUGCCUUGACAACUCCUCAAGUUAUCUGGAUUUCUUGGGAGUGGGCUAUGUGCCUGAUGACUGGUACUUCACAUGUAUUCGAAGUACCCCUGGUUGGCUCAUGAAUCUCUCAGAGGAUUUAUAUGUGCAACUCCUUUGCUUUAUUGCUGAACAUUGGAACAGAAGAAUUCCAAGCUCUCUCCAGCAAUUUCCGCUUUUUAAGUUUGACAAUGGCUUCUAUGGUGUGGGUUGGGCAAGUUUGUCAGAUAUGUCUUCCAAGGGAACCAAAAUAUACUUUUCCUUGGGAGAAAGAGAUAUUACCUGGUUGACAAAGUGGAAUAAAGUGCUGGGAAGUGCUCCACGUUACAAAUUCUUGUCAAAUGCAACACAGAUGGCCAUGAAGAGUUUGAGCUAUAAUGAACAGUCAAGAUUGCGGGAAUGGCUAGAUCGAUAUGCUAACAUCACUGAACUUUCUGUUUCAAGUUUUAGUAAGCAGCUUUUGGAAGAAGCAAAGACAUCUAGAAGCAAAGAAUUCAUAAUUCAUGUGGCUCAGUUUCUUCAUUUUUCAUCUGUCAGUGGCUGUAUGGAUUCAAUACAGAUGCUCACUUUGUGCAAGGAAUUGCCUGUAGUUAGUGAAUUGGAAUCUAUAGUAAGUAGCUGCAAAGCCAAACUUGUGCCUGCUUCUAUGGGCAAGUGGCACAAGCUAAUGGGAGACAAUCCAUGGGCUGGAGAAGGGAUUGUUGCACUGUCACCUGCUUACAUGAAAGCAAAUGCCAGUGGACUUGAGUUUAUGAGAAAUGUGCUUGGAGCAGUGGACAUUCCCAAGCUAAAACCUCCCGAUGCUCCAUUGCCUGCAGUUUCCUCUCCCAUUGGAGAAGAUCGAGUUGUUCUGCUUUUAGAGUGGAUUCAAUAUUUGACUGGGGUCUGCAAUGAGAGUCUGCCCAACAGAUUCCUAAGUAGUAUCAUGGAAGGAAAAUGGCUGAGAACCCACCGAGGGUAUGAAUCUCCAAAUAAAUCUUUCUUUUACGAUACCGAAUGGUCAUUGGCUGGUCUAAAGUUAAAUGACCUUUCUUUUAUAGAUUGUAGUUUCUACAAGAGGGACAUGAAUGAAUUCAAGAAUGCCCUACAGCGGAUUGGGGUUGUUGUUGAGUUUGGAAUGGGAUGUGAAAUAGUUGCCAAAAUGGUCCAAAUUCAUACAGAUUUUGAAGUCAUAACAAGGCUUUACAAAUAUCUUCACCAUUGCCAUUGGCGGCCUAGUUCCCCAAACUCUCUCAAAAUCUGGAUUCCACACAGUGGUGGGCUUGCAGGUGAGUGGAAGGAUUCAAAAAUGUGCGUAGUCCAUGAUGACAAUGGCCUCUUCUAUGGCAGGCUACAAAUCCUGGAAAGGUUUUAUGAAGACACUCUGCUUCCCUUUUUUUCUAGCUAUCUUGGUGUGUCUCUACAUCCCAAGAUUGAGGAAUACUGCAAUUUGUGGCUGGACUGGAUAAGGAGUAAUCAUGUAGUAACUGAGCCCGAAUGCUGUUCAGUUUGGAGGAAUAUUCUAAAGCACUGGAGCGAAUCCCCUUCAACUAUAAAAAGACUGUUACGAAAGCAAGGUCUAAAGUUUCCAGCUCACACAAGUAGUGGACAUAUCCAAGUAUGUGCGCCUAAUGAAACCUUUAUUCCUGAUGACCUUUCAUUGAAAGAGUUAUUCAAAGAAGCUUCUACAAAGGUCAAAUUUGCUUGGCAUCCUAACCCUUCAGACCCGAAGAUACCAUUGGACUUAUUGUUCUCAAUGUAUGAGUCUCUUGGAGCUCGAAAACUAUCAGAAGCUGUAGAGAAAAAGGAGGCGUCUGUUUCAAGUGACAACUAUUUGCACAGGCUUCAAGCAGGAGAGGGUUUGUUCAGAAAAGGCUUGUAUAUAAUUAUCCUUGGAUAUCUUGCAUAUCCGUCCUUCAAAUUGUCAGCAGAUAGAAGGCAUCAAAUUGUGAGAACUCUUUUGGAGUCUCUAGCUUGUGAAGCCGCUAAACCCUUUACAGUUAUGUACACUCUGACAAUAAUAACUGAAGAUGGUGAGACAGAGCACAUUACAGUGGCUGCACAAUCCUGUGUGCGUUGGGAAAAAGACAGCAAGAGGAUCUUGAUACAGAAAUCUGAUCCACACAACCAAAAGGAAAAAUGGUGCUUGGCAACUGAAUUUGCUGAGGUAAUUUCAAAAGGUCUAUUAUCAGAACAUCCAGAUCUUGUGGCAGGUUUAUGUGAGAUGUUGAAGCUUGGGUGCAUGGUAGGAUUUGUUACUGAUGUAGUCAAUGCUAUGCUCCAGCAAAAAAACCUCCUAAUUUUUAAAGAAGAUGAGAGUUUCCUUUCAGGAUUUUUCCCAAUUGAAGACCCUCUUGGGCAAUAUCAACCAAGAAGACAACAGGAAUCUGCAAGGAAACGGUCUGGGACAUCGGCUGGGCAGGCUAGGUCACCGCAGAAUUUUGGCACAUCAGCUGGGCCAGCUACGUCAGCAUGGCAGUUUUCACCAGAUUUUAUAGAAGGAUGGGAAAAAAGAGUGCAAAUUUUUAGGCAAGCAAUUGAAAAUAUGAAAUACUGCACACCUGCUUCUUUGAAGAGUAAGCUGGUCAAAAUGUUAUUCCCUUCACAAUCAUCAGAUAAAGGGCAGCCAGAAACCAGUUCAGGGUUCCAUCUUAUGAAGGUUGCAGGGGAUGCCUGCUUGAAAAUUCUCACUGUUUCAGAAGUUCUGGGCGCCAAUGAAAGCUGCCAAAUGGUGCCAUUUAAACUGGAAAAUUUACUGGGUGAUGAAGUUUUAGAAUUAGGUAAACGCUUUGGCAGAGGUGGAACUACCCAGAAACCUCAUGUUGCUGCUGAUGGUGUUGAUCAAUGUGAUUUUGAGAUGCUGAAGGCCAUUGCAGGAGCAGCCGCUUUGAAGUUCUUAAGAGGAAAAAACUAAAUUCGCUGUCAAUGUCUCUCUAUAUUAAACUUAACCCAAAAGUUUUCUAGACAUUUUAGUGCUAAAAGUAUGUUCAGCAUAAGCAUGCGAGUCCUCUCUUCAUAAAUUUACUGGAGAAUUUUUUAAGAUUUGAAAACUGUGUUUGCUUCCAAUAUUAAGCUUCGGACUUAUAAUUUAGUAACAAGUGAUGAUUAUAUUUUGUACCCACAGCUAAAUGACAUUCAUCCUGUAAACAACGCAAACAAACACUCAAAGAUUUUGUCUGAUGCUGCCAUUGUUAAAUAUAGUUCAUCUCUGUCAAAUUAGCAGAAUCAUAGAAUGCAAAGGAACAUAAAUUUAGCG
Messenger RNA from Cryptomeria japonica (Japanese cedar), 4750 nucleotides. RefSeq lists its product as uncharacterized. The coding region runs from base 95 to 4408 and encodes 1437 amino acids. The record is from RefSeq and is a predicted model, not a curated record. Lineage: Eukaryota; Viridiplantae; Streptophyta; Pinopsida; Cupressales; Cupressaceae. The transcript has 4 exons.